This is a messenger RNA of Chiloscyllium plagiosum (whitespotted bambooshark), 2220 nucleotides long. The record is from RefSeq and is a predicted model, not a curated record. Lineage: Eukaryota; Metazoa; Chordata; Chondrichthyes; Orectolobiformes; Hemiscylliidae.
GGCAACUCCGAGUUUCUGCUGACCCUCGAACCGGCUCCGUGCGGAGGUGAGCCCCACACGGGGAGUCCUGAGUCCCGGGACAACCUGGCCAAAGGCGGGACCAGAGAAAACCCCAAUGUCCCAGAGAGAGAGCGGCCCGAGAGCAGCAACAAGAUGCUGGGGACCAGGUUUCCAUUUGGACUGUCAAGAGGCUCUUUUCAUAUUUCUAGGUUGGACAAGUGACCGAUGGACAUUAGCUGGUAUGAAGCAGGUUAUCAUUGUCGCCAGGGCAGCUCGUCUUCGAGUGCAGCCAGUAUCCUUACCUUCAGCACAGCACUGUGCUUGCUCCUGAUCCUGCGCGGAGCUCAGGGUCAGCCCAUCAAACAAACCAUGCCCCCUAUUAUGGAGAACAAGCCCUUUCUGGUCAUUUGGAACAUUCCGACAGAAAAAUGCAGGACUCACCGUGGUGUUGAUCUCCACCUGAAUGACUUUAAUAUAGUGACCAAUGAGAAUGAAGUUUUCAUGGGCGGGAAUAUCACAAUAUUUUAUACCUAUCAGUUGGGCAAAUAUCCUUACUAUGAAAACAAAAACGUGGUGAAUGGGGGCUGUCCCCAGAACACUAGCCUAAAUGAACACACGAGAAAGAUGCAGGCUGACAUUGAUAAGUAUUUGCCCUCCAAAUACUACAAGGGUCUGGCAGUCAUUGACUGGGAGGAGUGGAGACCCCAGUGGGUACGUAACUGGGGCACUAAAGCCAUCUAUCGUGAGAAGUCGGAGGAGCUGGUUCGAGCCAGGCACCCUGACUGGUCUCCUGCUCGAGUUCUGAAACAGGCGCAAUCGGAGUUUGACACAGCAGCAAACAAGUUCAUGACUCAAACUCUGAGGGUGGGUCAGUCAAUGAGGCCCCAGGCAUUGUGGGGUUACUACCUCUUCCCGGACUGUUACAAUUACCAUUACAAUGACAACUUCUCCAGUUACAAUGGGCGCUGCCCUAAUAUUGAGUUUGAACGCAAUAAUCAGCUGCAGUGGCUCUGGUCCAAAAGCAAUGCUUUAUAUCCCUCUAUCUACAUGGAGGAAAUCUUAAAAUCUUCGGAACAAGGAAGGCAGUUUGUGAGAGCACGGGUGCAAGAGGCCAUGCGUGUGUCAUUGACAGUGGACUCAGCGUAUGCACCACCUGUGUUUGUAUACUCUCGAUCACACUAUGCUUACACCUUCAACCCAAUGACACAGAUAGAUUUAAUGUACAGCAUUGGGGAAAGUGCAGCCCUGGGAGCAAGUGGAGUCAUUCUGUGGGGAAGUAUUGAAUUUUCUCGCACCAAGGUAAAUUGUCAGCAUGUGAAGGAUUACAUCAAGAAUACCCUGGGACCCUAUGUUGUAAAUGUCACUAUGGCUGCCCAGACCUGCGGCCAGUAUCUAUGCAGCAAACAUGGCCGAUGUUACCGCAAGCAUCCUCAGGAAAACAUUUACCUCCACCUGAAUAAAAGAUCCUUUAAGAUUGUCGCAAGGACUGAUCGCAGCACGUUCAGGGUCUACACCAAAGGCAGAUUAAGUUUCAUGGACAAGCGCCGAUUGAAAUCAAAAUUUGCCUGUCAAUGCUACAAGGGCUGGAGUGGGAAAUACUGCAAUCAGUCAAAAAGCACUGGCUCAGAUUGUCGGUUAGACAGCUCCCUUUUCAUCGCUGCUCUGUCAUCACUGAUAAUAUGGUUCCUCUCCUGAUAUGUCUAUCCUUAUACAAUGAAGUUCAACUCACAUGGUAUGGUGGACUGUGCGUGUCUGUGUGCGUCAGCAUAUUCUCACACUCAUUAAUACACACACUGAAUCGCAGACUCAGUCUCAGUCAUACACAUGUCCACACUCAUUACCCAGAAUACACUCUCACACUCAAAUUCACUCAUACAAAUUCAUUCCGACUCUCACACAAGCAUCCAUUCGCAAUCAUUCAUUCAGAUGCAUAAUCAGGCACACGCACUCACACUCAUGUUGUCCCUCUCUCUCACACAAAACACACACACACACGCGUGGCCAAUUGAAGGUGAUUGCUAUAUCCUGCAAAUGUGGAGUUAUGACCACAUCAGGUUAUAAACUGACGCAGGUUUUGGCUCUUUACCUGAUGAAAUGGGAUUAGAAAGCAAAUUGACAAAAUCUGUCUUUGAGGAGAAAGUGAGGACUGCGGAUAUGGAGUUCAGAGUUGAAACCUGUGGCACUGGAAAAUCACAGCAGGUCUAGCAGCAUCUGAGGAGC